Messenger RNA from Odocoileus virginianus texanus, 2860 nucleotides. Lineage: Eukaryota; Metazoa; Chordata; Mammalia; Artiodactyla; Cervidae. The record is from RefSeq and is a predicted model, not a curated record.
AUGGGAGAGAUCUACCCUAAGAGGGAGAUUUCGGGAGAGCCGGGCGGCGGCCCUGGGGAGCUGGCGCCCGUCGGGCCGGACGAGAAGGAGAAGGGCGCCGGCGCCGGGGGGGAGGAGAAGAAGGGGGCGGGCGAGGGCGGCAAGGACGGGGAGGGGGGCAAGGAGGGCGAGAAGAAGAACGGCAAGUAUGAGAAGCCGCCGUUCAGCUACAACGCGCUCAUCAUGAUGGCCAUCCGGCAGAGCCCGGAGAAGCGGCUGACGCUCAACGGCAUCUACGAGUUCAUCAUGAAGAACUUCCCCUACUACCGCGAGAACAAGCAGGGCUGGCAGAACUCCAUCCGCCACAACCUGUCCCUCAACAAGUGCUUCGUGAAGGUGCCGCGUCACUACGACGACCCGGGCAAGGGCAACUACUGGAUGCUGGACCCGUCGAGCGACGACGUGUUCAUCGGCGGCACCACGGGCAAGCUGCGGCGCCGCUCCACCACGUCGCGGGCCAAGCUGGCCUUCAAGCGCGGGGCGCGCCUCACCUCCACCGGCCUCACCUUCAUGGACCGCGCCGGCUCCCUCUACUGGCCCAUGUCUCCCUUCCUGUCCCUGCACCACCCCCGCGCCAGCAGCACUUUGAGUUACAACGGCACCACGUCGGCCUACCCCAGCCACCCCAUGCCCUACAGCUCCGUGUUGACUCAGAACUCGCUGGGCAACAACCACUCCUUCUCCACGGCCAACGGGCUGAGCGUGGACCGGCUGGUCAAUGGGGAGAUCCCCUACGCCACGCACCACCUCACGGCCGCCGCGCUCGCCGCCUCGGUGCCCUGCGGCCUGUCGGUGCCCUGCUCCGGGACCUACUCCCUCAACCCCUGUUCGGUCAACCUGCUCGCGGGCCAGACCAGUUACUUUUUCCCCCACGUCCCGCACCCAUCAAUGACUUCGCAGAGCAGCACGUCCAUGAGCGCCCGGGCCGCCUCUUCGUCCACGUCUCCGCAGGCCCCCUCGACCCUGCCCUCUUCUGCCAGACAGAUGGGACUCUCCAGCAUGAAAAUCUGCGCAACCAUUCCAACAAGUAGGACUGUGCCUGAUGUUGCCCGGAGGAUGCCGAGGAAAAAGACUUCAGGACUGGAAGAGCUCUUACCCAAGAUCGGAUGAAGACGGAAUCUAUUUCAGUCUGAAAUUUGUGUUUCAUGGCUGCAGUUGGACAUUCCUCUGAUAUCUUGUAUCACUGGUUAGAUGGAUGAUCCGUUCCUACCCAACUUGUGUUCUAAUAGACUACCCUGGUCUAACAUGGUGGAUCAUUUUAGUGUCACUGAGUGCUUUUGUGUCCCCUCUUCACUGCUAUGGGCAUGUCCCCCUUGGACACUAUUCCCAAAUCAAUCAACCCAGAACAGACCUGGAAGCAGAGACAGACAGGUGAAGGGAUUCUUGAGUAGAAGGACCUGGUACCAUCUGACUGAAGCUCUUCUGGUGAAUGGUCAAGUUGUCAUAUUUGGGACUCACCUUCACAAAGACAAGAAGUUUGAGAAGGGCAUAGGAACUAAGGUUCUGUGAAUCAAAAGAGAAUUCUGGCCCUAAGGAAUUCAGGUCAUUGGGCGAGACACAAAAAUUAGAAAUUAGGGCCUCCAGGAUGAGCUCUGAUAUCUUUGGAGAUGGAGGGAUGCAAAGAGGACACUAAAGUGGAGGGAGUGGAAGCAGAGGGAGGAGACCAGGUGGAAGAUGUUAGGACCUGGUGAUAAUCUAGCUGGUAAAGUUGACCCACCUGUUUAGGAGGAGGGAGAGAUGCUUUUAUCAGUUGUAAACCUGUCAAGGUUUAUUGUUCCAGGUACAAGAACAGCCACCAGCUCCUGAGACUGGAAAGAAUCUGCUACUGAGUUUGUAUCUGCAGGCAUCUAACUCUCCUCUCAGCCCAAAGUUCUCCCUAUGUCCUGAGCCCCCUAUGCACCCCAUCCCCAAGAAAAAGGAAAUGAAAGAAAAUAAAAAGCAGAUAGGGAGAGAAUUAAGACUCAGUGUUUGUCAGGCAGAUGUUGGGGUUAAAGCAGAUUGUUUGGGUAACUGCUUUCAUUUUGGAGGGGAACGAAAGCUGGUGAGAAAAGGAUGGGCAUUUGUGGGAGAGAAGAGCAAAAAAUGAGAGAAAUUCCUUGGCAGCCCAGCGGAAGGAAUUUGGGUAGGACCAAGUGGAAAAGGACUUUAGCAACAGGACAGUCUAAAAGGAAAGAAGGGUGAUUGUAAGAUGUGUUUGCAUUGUUUUGUUUUCCUGCAAAUUAAUGUAGCCUUGAAAACUUAGGAGAAAAGAUCUUCAUGCCUUGUUAAAACACAAUUGCAAAAAGAAAGGCAUACUAUCAAUAACCAGUUUUGUCCUCAAGAAAACUCUUUUCUUUAGAUAUUAUCAUAUACAUGCAAUCCAUAAUUAAACGAAAUGGUAGUUGAAGGAAGGGAGGGAAAAAAAAGAACGACGGAACUGCCCUGCUGGUCUUACAUAGUGCAUCUGUCUCCUCACCUUUCACAGCAGGGAGGUUGAAGGAUCUUUUUUCAUUUCCAUCUAGUCUUUUCACUUAAAAAUGUAAUGAAAAUAUUACAGUUCAUGAGAUUGUUUUUCAUGAAAGAUCAGAGAAUGAAGAGCUUUCAUUUCUAGGGAAAAAUUCACUGAGGCGAUGCUCAGCGUGCUACAGGAGAAAGACAACUUUGGCUGAAGCUGUAUAUUGCUCUGCUUUUCAGUGGCACCCCCAGACCUUCUCUGUGCACUAAUAAUAACUAGUAACUACUAAAUUCACUCCACUCUCCUGGAAGUGCAACUCUGCAACUUGAAAUCAAACUGGAGCUUUCCAUAUAAAAUCCAACUCUAAUUAAAAUACUUUAUGGAAAA